Molecule: messenger RNA, 1440 nt
Organism: Nerophis lumbriciformis (worm pipefish)
Lineage: Eukaryota; Metazoa; Chordata; Actinopteri; Syngnathiformes; Syngnathidae
Source: RefSeq, a predicted model, not a curated record
AUGUGGGGAACUCACAGGAGCCGGUACAGGAGCGGCUCUGGAGACAGCGAAGAGCCGGAAAUUGUGGUGAACAUCGGCGGAGUGAAACAGGUAUUUUGUCGGGACGUUCUCAACCGCUUCCCGGACACUCGCCUGGCCGAACUGGUGAACUCAGUGUCCCCCCUUCCCACGGAGGACAUCUCUUCUCUGUGUGAUGACUACGACCCUGAAAAGGGAGAAUUUUAUUUCGACAGGGAUCCAGACGCAUUCAAGUGCAUCUCAGAGCUUUAUUACUACGGGGAGAUCCACAUGAAGCGAGGCAUCUGCCCAAUCUGCUUCAUGAAGGAAAUGGACUUCUGGAAAAUUGAUUCGGAUUUUUUGGAUGAGUGCUGCAAGAGUAACUUGAGGGAAGUGGAGGACGAGCUGGAGGAGAUUGCUGAGAAGGUGAGGACCAUUCUGGUGGAUCGGGAAGGAGAUCCGAGAGCAAUGGGCUGGCAGCGCAUCCAGACGUGCUUGUGGAGGCUCAUGGAGAAGCCUGAGUCUUCUGUGCCCGCUCACAUCAUUGCCAUCCUCUCCUUCGUGUUCAUCCUUGUGUCAUCUGUGGUUAUGUGUGUCAGCACCAUACCGGACCUGCAGGUGGAGGACGAAGAGGGGAACCUCAUGGACAACCCAACUUUAGAGUGCAUUGAGACGGUGUGCAUCGGCUGGUUCACUAUCGAGUACAUCUUGCGCCUCGUGUCGUCCCCCAACAAAGUCAAGUUUGUGCUGGCCUUCAUGAAUGUGGUAGACUUUAUGGCCAUUAUGCCUUUCUUCGUGGUCCUUCUUCUUACUUCGCUGGGUGCGGGGGUGAUGGAGCUGGCCAACGUGCAGCAGGCAGUGCAGGCCCUACGUAUCAUGCGCAUCGCUCGUAUCUUCAAGUUGGCGCGCCAUUCGUCGGGACUCCAGACCCUCACUAAUGCCCUGAAGAGCAGCUUGAAAGAGCUCGGGUUGCUCCUCAUGUACAUGGGUGUGGGUGUGUUCCUGUUCUCCGCGCUGGGCUACACUAUGGAGCAAAACCACCCGGAGACCCUGUUCACCAGCAUCCCACAGUCUUUCUGGUGGGCUGUGAUCACCAUGACCACCGUGGGUUAUGGCGACGUGUACCCCAAGACCACUUUGGGCCGGUGCAAUGCCGCCAUCAGCUUUCUUUGCGGCGUGAUUGCCAUAGCCUUGCCCAUCCAUCCCAUCAUCAACAAUUUUGUCCUGUUCUAUAAUAAGCAGCAGGUUCUGGAAACGGCCGCCAAACACGAGAUCGAACUGAUGGCCUUGCGUUCCGACCAGGAUGGCACUACACACAAACACGUCUGUGGAGAUAGAAACACCCUAAUGGCACUCCUGAAAAGUCCCCGCAGGGGAGGAGGGUCCACCCGAGACCCCAACACUAGUGACAGUUUGGAGAGCACCACUAAAACUAAGCAUUGA